CUGUCAACCGUACAGGCUCGGCGAGACACACAUCAAUCUGAACAGGACAAACGCUAUGAAACAGUGCAGGCCUUGGUGCUGAACUUUACGCAUGGAAACAGGUCAAAGUUGGCCCAACUGAGACAAGCCUGAAGCUGGAAGUGGAGACUUGGUGGAGGGUGGACCACAGAGGCAUAAAGAGGUCUUCACAGAACUCUCCCUGAGUGCUGAGUAUCUUUUUGUGCAACUAUGAAUCCGAUGUGGAAGGUAUAUAAGAGCAAAGUGCUAAAGACCCUUAACCCCGAGUAUGAGGAGGACAAUGCCGAAGAGGUAACAGAAGUGGAGAAUGAUAUGAUGAGUCCAGUGCAGGAGGACGAGGGACCCAACGCUGUAUCCCAGUUGGCCAAAAAAAUGCAAGGGGCCGGGACUAAAAGCUGGAACAGGUUAUCAUCGCUCUUCAACAAAGAAGAUGAACACCAGCUUUUAGAGGAGACUGAGAGCCCGCCUGUCGCUGACCAUCCACUUGCAGUAAAGCCGGAGGAGCCUCCUCGACCCACUCGGCGCUCAGGAUUCUGGGAUAGCUUUGCAACCAACUGGGCUGCCAAGAAGCAGGCGGAAGCUGCAGCCGCUGCAGCAGACGAGGCAGCAGCAGGCCAGGGUGAGGAGGGGGUGACACAGGCAGGAGGGGAGGAGACCCAGGAUGGGCAGAUUACUGAAGGAGAAGAGAGUGAAGGAGGAGGACAGAGCAGCAACAACAGCUUCUCCAAAUACGUCUCGCUUGGAGGAGGGAGUGGGGACACAUCCUUCAAAUGGAACUUUGUCACCAGCAAGCUGGCAGAGAUGAAAAUCAAAUCAUUUCCAAAAAGUUUCUACAGCAGUGGUUCUCAACCUGGGGUCCAGAGACCCCCAGAGGUCACUGAGGGGUCUCCAGGUGGUCCCCAGAAAAAUGGGUAA
Messenger RNA from Morone saxatilis (striped sea-bass), 933 nucleotides. RefSeq lists its product as uncharacterized. The coding region runs from base 229 to 933 and encodes 234 amino acids. Lineage: Eukaryota; Metazoa; Chordata; Actinopteri; Moronidae. Gene Ontology annotation, biological process: spermatogenesis. The transcript has 6 exons. The record is from RefSeq and is a predicted model, not a curated record.